UCAUGCGAAACGUAUAGUUAAUUGUGGGAGAUUCGCCAAUCCGAAGCGCAAAUGUAUAUGCAAUAUACAAUAUUGCAAUACAUGUGUCAGCUAUUAUAUAAAAUAAUAAACAGAAUUGAAAAAUUAACUUUUAAAACGUUUUCAUUAUCUUUUAAUUAUUUAUAUUUUUCUACGUUUUAAUUAUCUAAAAAUCUUGAUGGAAUCUUGAUUCAAUCCGAAGCAUCUAAAAUGUGAUAUAUAUAUCGAAAAAUAAAGAUUAUGCUAGAAAUAUAAACUUUUCGUUGUUUCGUGGUCUUUUUUUUAAAAAGUAUGGAUUUAAAAUGAUUUCAUAAUGAGCUGCUCCCCCCUCCUCGUCAACAAAUAACUCGUUCGCUGUAACCAGUCUUUUAAUUUUAGAAUUGCUGCAAUCCAUUGAUUGGAAUAAAGUUCCCAUCUCAAGCCAAAUACCUAUCUCGAAAACAUUCUGCGUUUUUACCUUCUUUUUAUCAAGCCGGUUUAAAUUUUCCCGGCUCGAUACAUUUUACGACUUUGAAACUUACGAAGGGUUAAUUAGAGAGGGUCGGUCUACAGCGUAAAAAUAUUUGAACACAAUUACGUUACAACAUCAAACGACUAAUGCGGAAAUAUUACCCCUCACUAACGAUAUUAAUAUUAGAAUAAUAAUACUAUGCGUUGCGCUUCUUUAGGAAUAUGCUUGUUAUUCAUCUUUGACGGAUCGAAAGAAACGGCGAGAGUACGACCCGCUGUAACAGGUUUAAUGAGAGAAGCGCGGAAAUUACGUAUAAUUAUCUUUGGCAAGGGCUCUUUCAUAUUCAUGUCGCUCAGUAAACAAGAGAAAUUUAACGUAAAUGCGGCCGGAAGAGUGGGUCCCGUCAUCGUUACCGGCUUUAAUCACGCCGGAAUCACCGGUCGCGAUGUGCGGAGGACUGUGAAAGAUAAACAUUAGGUACGGAAAACAAACGCUGCACAAAGUUUUCAGAUUAAACCGCUCGUUAAUGAGCCGGUAAUUAAAAGCAAGAGCCACAUUCAGAAGUGUGGCGCGCGAUAGCUGUUCGAUAUUUUCCGGAUUUUCCAAUUUAUCGGAUAUUAAAUUUCCCACUAAUCUUAAGCGACGAUUUAUUCGAUUGGUUGGAUACAAAAGUGGAGAAACUACAAAGUACAAUACAUGCAACGAUUGUUGAACGUAAUGGCAUUAUCUUUUUCUGGUCACUAACUCUUCUUUUUUACAUUAUCACUUCUUUUAAUUAAUUUUUCCACAGUCCAUACUUGAGUUAUAUAUAAUCUGUCAUUACAUUAAUGUGAUUAUAGAAAUUUCAAAACUGGACAAUUUAAUAACUGUUAUUAAUUUCUUGGUGGAUUUACAUUAUGGUCCGGAUUUUUCCGGAGCAUAAUUUCAAAAAAUUUCUUUUACAUAAUAGUUUUUAACUGAGACCGCUUUAAAAUGUACAAAGAAUCAAUUUUCUCUAUGUAGACAUCUUAUAUCAUUUCCCGUUUGAAUAUAGCAGCUCGUCGGAAAAAGCAUCUCAAUCCCAAUUUAUGUCGAGUAAAAAUACACACGUCACCGCCACUUUACAUGAUGGAUAUCUCGGCUUGAGAAGAAAUUAGAUUACGCGAACGCAGUCAAUCGCAUUAGUGUUCUCUGUCUCUCCUCCAAUGGGCCAAGCAAAAGCCGGAAAUACCGUACUGACUUCGUUCCUCCGCGUAUAACUGAUGGUACCUGAUGGAUAUGAUGGAAAAAGCGCGCGUGGCCGGGUCACGCGGUAAUUACCUUCUUCGAAUAAUUAAUUAAUCACCGUGACCGAUGAUUUCCGCGAAAUAUACUGCGAGCAAGAACAUAUUGCAGUUACAACUGGUUUCAGUGUUAAUUUGUAAAUAAUCGAAGUAGAGUACGCGCACUGUGCGUUCAGAUUAUAAUUUAUUACCGCGUCCAUUAUCCGAUUUUUUUAUCAUAUCGUCGUGUCAAACAACUGUUGUUGUUUGCCGUGCUUGUUGUACGGGCAAAGAAAUAUGCAUUGAUUUAAUGCCGAUAUUGUUCCCGGCGCGUUUAAAAUUUCGCAUUCAUGUGUUUUGUUCCAUCAAAAACAUUGUUUGAACGCAUUGCACGCGCUUGUGCUACGUAUUAAUUUUAUCGUCAUUUGUGCGCAACGUAAAGCAGCAAAAUUCUUUUCCUAUUAAUUCGCGCACCGUAAUUUCGAUGUGUUGAUGUACGAGACGUAAUUUCGGCUGAUUUUGAUGGAAAAGCUCGGCACAGCUAUGGCAUCCCAUUCAACGAGAGAUGACGUAAUUCAUAUUUAUUUACGCGAUAUUUAUUUAAUUUACUGCCGGUAUAAACCGGAGCCAAUUUUCAUCAGCGAGCCAGUUCACUUCUGGUUUCCAUAUUCAUGUAACAGGUCGUCGUUGCGGCCAUUAAAAAUGUUAAACGGCGUUACGUUUAAUGAAUAAUAUUACGGCGCAUCCAAUGAGAUGAGCUACAAAUGCAAAAUUGACUUAUACUCGACGUUGCUUUGAGAGUUAACAUAAUGUUUUUGUUUACUACAAAGAUGUACAUACUUCAGGCUAUCAUAAUUUUAUAAAUUCCGUAAUACUGUUAAAUUAUGCUAACUAUCUUUUUCUGAAGUUAUACAUCUACUCUUAUUUCUUCCUAAUUAAAUUGGAGAUUAUUUAUUAAAGAGCGCAAUUGCAAUCUAGCAAUAUACGCAUAUUAAUAACGCAAUUAUUUUUUAUUUUAAACACAUUUAUGCGUAUAUAGUAAUUUUAUUCUUUAGUAAAGCGUUUUUCUUUUAAUUUGUCUCUGUUGUGUACAAAAUCUAAACUUAUCAUUGAAACAUAUAGGUAAUUAAUUAAUUAGCGCUUUGAUAUAGAAAGAUUAUCGACAGACGAGUUAAUUACAAUAAACAAUCAUAAUUGAAAUUAAAUGAAAGCUGCAAGAGACAAAUAUUCGCUUUAUACAAAGCGUAAAGGAAGAUACUUAAAUAAUUAUGGUGAAAACAUUUUGUACAUUGAAAAAUCAUGUAUUUUCAGCGAAUUCGCAUGUUUUAUUCUUUUUCUCGUAUUCCGCACAAGCAUGCAGGUGUAGUUUAAAUUUAAUAAGUCUGAUUUAAUUUAAUUUAACACAACUUUAAGCGUUGCGCUCACAUAACCGUACUGGUUGAAUUUUCAUGAAAACUAAGACAAGUACGCAUGCGAAUGCGCGAAUAAGAGAAGAUAGCUGUAGCACGAAUAACAUGAAUCGAUAUGAGCCAAAUCUAAAGCGACAUUUCUUCUCGAUUUUGUUCUAUGUUUAAAGUUCAAUUUAAAAAAAUGCUCAAUUAACUAUCACAGAAUACCCGAAUACCCUCCCGAGGGGAGGGGGAGUUUUGUGAGUUUUUAAAAGGAAGGCAAGAGGAAGCGGAAGUCCAGCGAGGCGAGAAUGUGUGUGUAUGUGUGGGAGGGCGGGUGUAGUAGGAGCCUAUAGGCUCAAAUGUUUGCCAUAGCCGCGUUCGUUAGUUAUAGAUUAAGAAUAGAUAAGUUAGACUUAAGUAUCUGUAAGUUAGUAUGUAAGUUAAGGUAAGCGAUUAGUGUGUAAACAAAAAUUGUAAACCCAAGGGAAAUAAUAAACCUACUACAUAAUAUACAGAGUAUUUGAUAUUGUAAGUACUAAUAAUCGUGAAGUGACACAGCAGGUUGAUUUAAUUAAGAAAGUCUUGUAUCAUUUUCCAAAAAACUACGUAAAAUUUUAAAAUUAAACAAAAAAAACUGCCCAAUCAGAGCACGUUUCGCGCACUGAGGCGGUAGGCGAAAUACUCUAGCCACAAUAGUGAUCUAUUAAAAAUUAUUAGAAAAGGAUGACAGUAGUGAGUUCUCCUUUCUCCCAUGAUAUGUGUUUACUACCGUUGCUAUGUCAUCCAGCCAUUGGCGUGUCGAGUGCACUCCGCCCAUCUCGGAAUAUUAUAAUAUUCGAGUAUUGUAUUAUUAUAAUAUGGUGAGAUAUAACAGGUGUGGUUGUAUAUGAAUACAUGUUGCGUAAACACCUAUUCAAUACCAUAAGUAUAUUCCAACUAACGAAAUUCGGAGAUGCAUAUUUUAUCAAACGUAAUACAUUGCAGAUAACAAUGUAUUAUAUAUUCUAUAAUUAUCAUCAUAACAACACUGACCUGUAUACGAAGAAUCAAUUAAGAAACACUUCUUUCAGAAAUAUACCUUAGAAUAUACAUGUAUACCUUACGAAUGCCUGGACUAAAAUGAAUGUGAAGACUGUUUGGAAGAAUCAAUUGCGCUUGCGCGAACUUCGGUCACGAUAUCAUGACGACUAUUUUUCUGUGAGAAAUAUCCGUUGUACUUUCGCUACGGCGCCAAAUCGAUCGGUUAAUCGCCCACUUUUCUCUCCCGCGCAAACUGCGAGCAAAUUAUUUCUAUAGCACCUUAAAUUAGAUCUUCAUAUUUUAUGUUACUUUCGUUGGUAUAUUUAUGAAUUAAGGAAUUUUACCUUAGAAAAACGCUAAAAGAAAAAUAUUAGGUAAUAUUCUUUAUUCGAGGAAGGAGAUAGGCAAAAUCAUUUUGAUAUAUUAUUUCCAAAUGUGUGUAGAAGCUCGAAUAAGUAUGUCCUGUAUUGAUACUCAAUUUUUUUACCUUCAUCGAAUUUCUCUGGUCACACUUGGGUUGUGGCCUUACGAUCGAACAAUGCUUGUGCAACUUCGGUCUUGUGUGUUUUCUCUUAUUACGAUUAGCUUUAUUAUAUUUCAGCUUACAACAUUUCUAACUACAGAAUGGACUAUUGACUUUAUCGUGGAAAUUCUUUCUAUAUCGCUUUUUUUUCUUUUGUGCAUAAUUCCAUAUCAUUUUAUUUGGCUUGACAAGCAUCUUGUGAAGCACAUGUUGGAAAAUCUUCAGCGCAUCUGUAGCGAGUUAAAGGACGAAAAUGAAAUUGCUAUAAUAAAACGAUAUGGACACAUUGCAAAAUGUGUUGCCAUUGGAUUAACAUUGUUGGCGAUGUGGGGUUUAUUCGUCUUCACUCUUUUGCCAAUUCUGCCGCGGAUUUUCGGCAUUUUUUCUCUCCUCGUAAAUAAAUCUGAGUCAUAUCGCAAAAUAUAUAUCAGAACUGAAUAUUUUGUUGAUGAAGAAAAAUAUUUUUAUUUUAUUUUGCUGCAUCUGUACGCAGCUCAGUACAUAGCAGUAGGUACAUUAAUAGGAGCAGGAAUAUUGGUGACAGGAUACUCUACAUAUUUUUGUGGAUUAUUUAACAUUGCCAGUUACCGUAUUAAACAGGCAAUGCGGAUAAAUUGUGACGAAGUAACUAAUCAGAAGAACAAGAGAGAGAUCAACAAGAAAAUAAGUCAAGCAGUAGACAUUCAUCGCACAGCUCUUAAGUUAAUUGAAUUCCUUCUAUGUAACUUCGAGGGAACAUACUUUGUUCUAAUAGCGAUUAUUAUACUUUGUUUGAGCCUUCAGUUAGUUGGAAUCUUUUACGCCAUUAGUUUUGCAUUUAGGAUGGAAAACUUUCUAAUACACUGUGGUUUUACGGUUGGCAUUUUAACAUGUUCAUUAGGAAUCAACUGCGUGGGUCAAGCAAUUACAGAUCACUAUAAUUACAUAUUUUCAUCCGCAUAUAACGUUCGAUGGUACGUUGCAUCUGUACGCGUGCAAAGAUUAAUAUUGUUUCUGCUGCAAAAAGGCACUAAGCCUUAUAACAUGAAAUUCGGUGGUAUUUAUACAAUAUCUUUAGAAAGCUUUGCCUCGCUAUCAACUGUAUCAAUAUCAUAUUUUACUGUUAUAUAUUCUAUGCAGAAGUGAUAUUAAUAUGAAUCAGCAAAUAUUAUGUUAAAACGAACUAGUAAGAGGGGAACUUCCCGUUCUUAAAAGUUCCGUUUUUAAUAACUGGUGCCUGAAAUUGUUAGAAAAUAAAUAAAGAGAAUGCAAAAUCUCCAUUAUUUUUAAACUUCACUGCGCUGCAUGUAACAUCAAGAUGAACCCAAAGAUUAAAAAUGGUUGAAUUUAUAUCUAGCA
Messenger RNA from Ooceraea biroi (clonal raider ant), 5982 nucleotides. Its product is annotated as odorant receptor 24a. Gene Ontology annotation, biological process: sensory perception of smell; detection of chemical stimulus involved in sensory perception of smell. Gene Ontology annotation, cellular component: plasma membrane. The record is from RefSeq and is a predicted model, not a curated record. Gene Ontology annotation, molecular function: odorant binding; olfactory receptor activity. Lineage: Eukaryota; Metazoa; Arthropoda; Insecta; Hymenoptera; Formicidae.